This is a messenger RNA of Epinephelus lanceolatus (giant grouper), 649 nucleotides long. It is a transcript of the gene h2af1al, whose product is annotated as H2A histone family member 1a like. The record is from RefSeq and is a predicted model, not a curated record. Gene Ontology annotation, molecular function: DNA binding; structural constituent of chromatin; protein heterodimerization activity. Gene Ontology annotation, cellular component: nucleosome. Lineage: Eukaryota; Metazoa; Chordata; Actinopteri; Perciformes; Serranidae.
UUCAAACAGUCUAUAAGGCUGUCAGGUAAAGCUGAUCAACCCCAUGUAGCAGAGGAGCCAGGUGUCUGCAAUCAACAAUUACUGCGUCACUCAUAUAGAGGCAGCGUUCAGUCUCUCAGUUUGAAGCGGCUGUCUCAACUUGAAGGAAGUGCAGGAUACUGACUAAAAUGUCUGGCCGUGGGAAGAAAGCUGCACCCAAACCAAAGUCUUCACUGUCCCGGUCUUCCAGAGCAGGGAUCACCUUCCCUGUGGGCCGCAUCCACAGACUGCUGAGGAAAGGCAAUUAUGCUGAGCGAGUUGGCAAUGGCGCUGCGGUGUACUUCGCAGCCGUCCUGGAGUACCUCUGCGCAGAAAUCCUGGAGUUGGCCGGAAACGCCUGUCGUGACAACAAGAAGCAGCGCAUUGCUCCUCGCCAUAUCUUGUUGGCAGUGAAAAAUGAUGAUGAGCUCAACAAACUGCUGGCAGGGGUCACGAUCUCAGAGGGUGGUGUCAUCCCAAAUAUCCAGGCAACUCUUCUCCCCAAGAAGACCAAGGCGCCCAGGGAUGACAGUACAGCUAAAGAUGUUCAGUCUCAGGAGUUUUAAUUGUGGAUGUACAAGUUUGUUUGUUUUUUUUACAAAUGUUUUAUUAUUAAAGUGUUUUUAAAGUA